AUGUAUCACUUCUACACAAUUUUUAUAUUUUUGCUGGUAAAUACAUUUACAUUAUCGCAAUUCCUGGAUAUAAUUCUGACUGUGGACAAUCCAGAAGAAUUCAUGGAUAAUUUCUACAUGCUGCUCGCUAUGAUCGUCUCCUGCUUUAAAAUGUAUAGUUUGCUGAUGAAUCGUAAAAAUAUUGUGAUGUUGACAAAUAUUCUCACGAAAGAACCAUGUGCACCUCUCGAACCUGUAGAGGUGGAAAUACGACAGAAAUUCGACAAAGUCAUCGAGACGAACACUUUACAUUAUGCGAUUCUGGUCGAGCUGACGUGUGCGUCCACGGCGAUAGCAUCGUUAUGCACGGACUAUAGAAAGGAAAAGUUGACGUUCAGAGCGUGGUUACCGUAUGACUACUCGUCGACGACGCUUUUUCACAUUACAUAUUUCCAUCAGCUGAUAAGCCUGACAAUCGGAUCUGUUUUGCAUGUCGCCUGCGACGGACUCAUAUGUGGGCUAUUGUUGCAUAUCUGUUGCCAAAUAGAGAUACUGAGUUAUCGUUUAAAAAAGAUCGCACGCGAUCCAGAAGUGCUUCGAGACUGCGUUAUUCAGCACAACCUCAUAUUCAAGUUUGCCCUUCGGAUGAACAAAAAGUUCAGAUUCACUAUUACCUUUCAGUUCAUGGUGAGUACGCUGGUGGUGUGCUUCACUUUGUAUCAAUUGAGCAAGACGAGAGCAAAGUUUGUCGAAUUAGGCAUGUACAUGUCGUGUAUGUUGACGCAAAUCUUUUUAUAUUGCUGGUACGGGAAUGAAGUCAAACUAAAGGGGCUGCAAUUAAUUAACGAUAUAUUUCAUAUGGAAUGGCUCGCGCUGAAACAAAGUGCAAAAAAGAACUUGCUAAUAAUCACGAGACGAAGCACGGUGCCUAUCGAGUUCAUUAGCGCCUAUAUUAUUCCUAUGAAUCUCGAAUCAUUUGUGGGUUUACUCAAAACAUCGUACUCAACUUACAAUAUACUUCAGCAAAUGUAA
Molecule: messenger RNA, 1011 nt
Organism: Dinoponera quadriceps
Lineage: Eukaryota; Metazoa; Arthropoda; Insecta; Hymenoptera; Formicidae
Product: odorant receptor 94a-like
Exons: 5
Coding region: 1-1011 (336 amino acids)
Biological process (GO): detection of chemical stimulus involved in sensory perception of smell; sensory perception of smell
Cellular component (GO): plasma membrane
Molecular function (GO): olfactory receptor activity; odorant binding
Source: RefSeq, a predicted model, not a curated record